This is a messenger RNA of Venustampulla echinocandica, 618 nucleotides long. RefSeq lists its product as uncharacterized. The coding region runs from base 1 to 618 and encodes 205 amino acids. NCBI's taxonomy places the organism in Eukaryota, Fungi, Ascomycota, Leotiomycetes, Helotiales, Pleuroascaceae. The transcript has a single exon. The record is from RefSeq and is a predicted model, not a curated record.
AUGCCGCCCAACGGCAAAUCAAAUGGUCGUUUCCAGCUGCCACAGCUUGCGCCGGUCAACUUCUCCCUCACAGAUGGCACCGAUAUCCCUCCUCCUCCAGACUCCCCAGUCGAAGAAAAGCCACGGCCUGCGACCCAUCUCGCAAUACCACCAUCCACGACCACUACAACCAUAACCACGAAUGGCCCUCUGGGCGUGUCGACGAAUGUCUUAGCAGUCGGUAGCAAACGUGGCCGAUCGGAUGAUCCUCCCCUAAGUCCUGCGUCGACCAGGAGGCCGAGCAGCAUCCGGCGAUUCCUGUCGAAAAAAUCUCUCAAUGCGAAUUUUGUAGAUGGGGCAAACAGGUCACAAGAGGAUUUGGCGACCAUAGGGCGACCGGAUAGCCGGGCAAGUGUUAUGACAGAUGUCAACAAGAAGAGGAGCAGGAGUUGGUUCCGACGGUUGUCUGGCAGUAAUCUUGGGCGCUCCAACUCCAUUGCGGUAUCAAAGCCUCUACCGGCGGAGAAGAAGGGACCUCCACCCCCGAAAUUACCGGAAUUAAAUCAAUUCAAGGCCCAGAUACCGGAGGGCGAUGAGGGGAGCUUGGGCGCGGAGGAUAUGUUCAAAAAUAUCAAGUAG